This is a messenger RNA of Wallemia ichthyophaga EXF-994, 1464 nucleotides long. Its product is annotated as Apoptosis-inducing factor 2. Gene Ontology annotation, molecular function: electron-transferring-flavoprotein dehydrogenase activity; flavin adenine dinucleotide binding. Gene Ontology annotation, cellular component: cytoplasm. The transcript has 2 exons. Lineage: Eukaryota; Fungi; Basidiomycota; Wallemiomycetes; Wallemiales; Wallemiaceae. The record is from RefSeq and is a predicted model, not a curated record. Bases 1 to 1464 code for a protein of 487 amino acids.
AUGAGCGAUUUGAGGGAAAUGAAGAAUGUACUUGUACUUGGUGGUAGCUAUGCAGGUGGAAGAGCAGCAAGGCUUCUAUCCCAGCAAUUGCCACCAACUCACAGAGUAAUCUUGGUCGACAGGAAUAGCCACCAUAAUCACUUAUACGUAUUUCCAAGAUAUGCGGUUGUAAAGGGACAUCAGCACAAAGCGUUCAUCCCUUACGCUAAGUUCGAUAAUAAGAAGACAGAUAGCGCUUCCGAGGAGAGUAGAAGUUUGAAGGGUAAUCCACUUAGUAGACCACACUUGAGUGAUUUACAUAGGGUAGACAGCACUUCAAAUAUCCUUCUUAACAGUGGUCCUCAGAAUCCAACUCAUGGCAGUGACCACCUCAUUCUACACGCCUCAGUUGAAAAAAUAAAUUCAAACUCUAUAAAGCUUAGUAGGGGGUUCCCUGAGUUUGGUUUGAAUGACGAAGUUCAAUUCGAGUAUCUCGUAUAUGCACUCGGCUCAAUUAUGCCACGCUCUUUAGAAAUGGACUCUAAAACACUUCAAUCUGGUACAAAACAGAGCGGAACAAACUGGCUUGAACACCGUCAACGCGUUAUUGAGAACAACAACAGAAUCGUUAUCGCAGGUGGUGGUGCUCUCGGUAUUCAACUCGCUAGCGACAUCAAAAACACAUAUCCAACCAAAGAUGUCACUUUAAUCCACUCACGCAACAGACUGCUUCCACGCUUUGAUCCUCAAAUGCACGAUAUUAUUAUGGAGUCCUUAAUCAAAUUGGGCGUCGAUUGUGUUUUGGAAGAUCGUAUAGAACUAAAUAACGCGACUCUCGAUUUUGAUGGUCAUGUUGAGCAGAAGCGAGUCUUCACAAGAAGUGGCAGAAGAAUUGAAUGUGAUUUGGUGCUCAUGUGCACCGGUCAAAGACCAAACACUGACCUUCUCAAACAACUCUCUCCAUCGUCUAUUGACCCCGCUACAAACCUCGCAAAAGUUACGAGAUCAAUGCAAUUGGCUAACUUGCAGAGAGCAAAAGAAGGCACAGAAGCAACUACAGACGCAGUCACAGAAGCCCUUGCAGACACUCACAUAAACUCUCACACAUCAACCAACCCAGCAUCCAUCGACAUACGCAAGAGCAUGUCUGAAUCAGACUCCACCCUCUCCCCAUCUGCAUAUCCACAUAUCUACGUGAUUGGUGACGCUGCUGAUGCUUACGGGGCUCUUCACGCCGGGCACACUGGAUGGGCUCAAGCUGAAUUUGCAGUGGGGAACAUAAUUCGUCAAAUAAACAACGACACCACUACCUCACCAAAGCUCUACUAUGCAGGCAAACCCGCCAUCAAGCUCACAACUGGCCUUCACUCUGCUGUCAUUCAGCUAGGCGAUGAUAUAACCGUGAACGACAACUGCCCUAUCGACCUCGACGCCGCGAGCGCUUGGAGAUUCUCGGGUGCUGAUACCACCGACAUGAGUGUGUAA